Messenger RNA from Gigantopelta aegis, 939 nucleotides. RefSeq names its product growth hormone secretagogue receptor type 1-like. The record is from RefSeq and is a predicted model, not a curated record. Gene Ontology annotation, cellular component: plasma membrane. NCBI's taxonomy places the organism in Eukaryota, Metazoa, Mollusca, Gastropoda, Neomphalida, Peltospiridae. Bases 1 to 939 code for a protein of 312 amino acids. Gene Ontology annotation, molecular function: G protein-coupled receptor activity. Gene Ontology annotation, biological process: G protein-coupled receptor signaling pathway. The transcript has a single exon.
AUGUCCUUCGUGGUGAUAAUAUCGUCUUCGUUUCGAACCACGACAACCAGCCUGUACUUCUCCACACUGGCUGUUCUCGACAUUAUUAUCCUGCUGUUUUCGUUCAUGGAUUACAUAGACCAGAUCGUGCGACCCAUGUUUAUAACUGGCGCGGGAUGUCUGUUGUUCUUCGUCUUCUACACCGCCAUUCAUUUCAACGUCAUGACCCUUGUUGCCAUGACAACGGAGAGGUACAUCGUGAUUCGUUUCCCCCUCAGAUCGAGACUACUGAUAACGAAGCGCAGAACCGCCCAGUGCAUCCUGGCGAUAGGUUCGUUUUCCAUUCUCCUGAACGUUCUCCACAUUUUCACCCGAAAACUGGAGGUAUACGAAAACACGACGUGCGAGUUCAGGAAUGAAGGCAGUAGAUAUUUCGUCACCGAAAUAUACGUCUGGAUCGACUCGACGGUGUACAGUUUCUUUCCAAUACUGGUUCUGUUCGUUCUGAAUUUUCUCAUAAUUUGCAAUGUCAGACGACAGCAGAAACAGAGGGGUCAACUCCAAGUGUUUGGACGUCCUCAGCGGGAUGUGCAGAAACAGCUUGUGGUCAUGUCCGUACUGGUCUCUGUCGGGUUUAUGAUACUGACGGGACCCGUGGCUUUGUGGUUGGUAAUCGGCAGGUAUUCGUGGAAGCCAGAUGGACAAGAAAAGGCAACCUUCAACAUGGUUGAAAGACUAGUGAGCAAUUUAAUGUACACAAAUCACGCCGUUAACUUUAUAUUUUAUUUCGUAGGAGGUAAAAGGUUCAGGAAAGAGGUGAGCAGGAUAUUUCUGUGUAAGUUUGUGAAUAUUACAAAAGCUAACAGUGAGCCGAGAUCGGUAGUUUCCGUAUCCACUGUCACGUGUGAUACAAGUUCGGUAGUUUCCGUACCCACUGUCACCGCUGACACACAUUUGUGA